AUGAAUGACUCGUUACCCAAGAUCCUAAAGGCAGUUCUUUUCUUGGCCAACCUAUGUCGCUUUGAUGUGGCCUCUAAGAGACAGGCGGGGUCCAAGAGCUUACAGCUCGAUGCUGCAAAAAAUAUAGCCAAUACAGACGGCCAUAAAGACCUGGCCCCUCUCCCAGCAUCAACAGACCCAACACCUACAGACCCAACACUUACUGACCCAGCAUCUACAGACCCAACACCUACAGACCCAACACCUACAGACCCAACACCUACAGACCCAACACCUACAGACCCAACACCAACAGACACAACACCAACAGACACAACACCUACAGACCCAACACCAACAGACCCAACACCUACAGACCCAACAUUUACAGACCCAACACCUACAGACCCAACACCCACAGACCCAACACCCACAGACCCAACACCUACAGACCCAACACCUACAGACCCAACACCGACAGACCCAACACCGACAGACCCAACACCGACAGACCCAACACCGACAGACCCAACACCUACAGACCCAACACCUACAGACCCAACACCUACAGACCCAACACCUACAGACCCAACACCUACAGACCCAACACCUACAGACCCAACACCGACAGACCCAACACCGACAGACCCAACACCUACAGACCCAACACCUACAGACCCAACACCGACAGACCCAACACCGACAGACCCAACACCGACAGACCCAACACCGACAGACCCAACACCGACAGACCCAACACCGACAGACCCAACACCGACAGACCCAACACCUACAGACCCAACACCGACAGACCCAACACCGACAGACCCAACACCGACAGACCCAACACCGACAGACCCAACACCUACAGACCCAACACCGACAGACCCAACACCUACAGACCCAACAUCGACAGACCCAACACCGACAGACCCAGCACCUACAGACCCAACACCGACAGACCCAACACCUACGGACCCAACACCUACGGACCCAACACCUACAGACCCAACACCUACAGACCCAACACCUACAGACCCAACACCUACAGACCCAACACCGACAGACCCAACACCGACAGACCCAUCACCUACAGACCCAACACCUACAGACCCAACACCGACAGACCCAACACCUACAGACCCAACACCUACAGACCCAACACCUACAGACCCAACACCUACAAACCCAACACCUACAGACCCAACACCGACAGACCCAACACCGACAGACCCAACACCGACAGACCCAACACCGACAGACCCAACACCGACAGACCCAACACCGACAGACCCAACACCUACAGACCCAACACCGACAGACCCAACACCUACAGACCCAACACCUACAGACCCAACACCUACAGACCCAACACCUACAGACCCAACACCUACAGACCCAACACCAACAGACCCAACACCUACAGACCCAACACCUACAGACCCAACACCUACAGACCCAACACCAACAGACACAACACCUACAGACCCAACACCUACAGACCCAACACCAACAGACCCAACACCUACAGACCCAACACUUACAGACCCAACACCUACAGACCCAACACCUACAGACCCAGCACCCACAGACCCAACACCCACAGACCCAACACCUACAGACCCAGCACCCACAGACCCAACACCUACAGACCCAACACCUACAGACCCAGCACCCACAGACCCAACACCCACAGACCCAACACCUACAGACCCAGCACCCACAGACCCAGCACCCACAGACCCAACACCCACAGACCCAACACCUACAGACCCAACACCUACAGACCCAGCACCCACAGACCCAACACCUACAGACCCAACACCUACAGACCCAGCACCCACAGACCCAGCACCCACAGACCCAACACCCACAGACCCAACACCCACAGACCCAACACCGACAGACCCAACACCUACAGACCCAACACCUACAGACCCAACACCUACAGACCCAACACCAGACCCAACACCUACAGACCCAACACCUACAGACCCAACACCGACAGACCCAACACCGACAGACCCAACACCUACAGACCCAACACCUACAGACCCAACACCUACAGACCCAACACCUACAGACCCAACACCUACAGAUCCAACACCUUCAGACCCAACACCUACAGACCCAACACCAACAGACCCAACACCUACAGACCCAACACCUACAAACCCAACACCUACAGACCCAACACCUACAGACCCAACACCUACAAACCCAACACCUACAGACCCAACACCUACAGACCCAACACCUACAGACCCAACACCUACAAACCCAACACCUACAGACCCAACACCUACAGACCCAACACCUACAGACCCAACACCUACAGACCCAACACCUACAGACCCAACACCAGCAACAACACACAAACGACAGAACACAACAUCGCGAGAGAAAGAAAUCAGAAUUUGA
Procambarus clarkii (red swamp crayfish) is the source of this 2400-nucleotide messenger RNA. Lineage: Eukaryota; Metazoa; Arthropoda; Malacostraca; Decapoda; Cambaridae. The record is from RefSeq and is a predicted model, not a curated record.